Oncorhynchus kisutch (coho salmon) is the source of this 5917-nucleotide messenger RNA. Its product is annotated as zinc finger protein 208-like. Gene Ontology annotation, cellular component: nucleus. NCBI's taxonomy places the organism in Eukaryota, Metazoa, Chordata, Actinopteri, Salmoniformes, Salmonidae. Gene Ontology annotation, biological process: regulation of gene expression. The coding region runs from base 429 to 4667 and encodes 1412 amino acids. The record is from RefSeq and is a predicted model, not a curated record. The transcript is spliced from 7 exons.
AAUCCGGACCGGAAGUUAGACCGGAAGCAGAAAGAGGCUGAUGUAGCUAGCCAGCAGUCUGGAUUAGCUGUCCACGUAAUUUUGUUGGAAAUUCGUCAAAUAUCACAAUGAUACGGUUGAAAAAUAUGCUGUGACCUUGCCAAACUUUAACUGUAAACACGGAGCAGGCAAUAUUUGCAACUACUAUUUUUAUAGUUUUGUAAUCGGGUUUAGCAAAGCAGUUAGCUAGCUUCCUGGCUGCCGUUAGCCUAGCUAGCUAACCUUUGUCAAAUUGUAAUGGCAAGUGCUACUAGUAGCGAGGCUAUUUCAUUCGCUAGCUAACGUGACCUCGUGGUGAACAUUUCAGAGAAGGACGUGGACGAUUUCAGAAAUUCAUUUCCCGCUACAGCAUUUAGCUAGCUGCUUCAACAAUUCCAGAAGGAUUCAAGAUGGAGGAGGACUUUGGUGGGCCGUCCCCGUCCUGCUCAACUGAACCCCAACCAACGCUGUCACUAGGUCCUGACAGUAACCACGGUGACCGGGACUACACACCACAGGGGCAGGAGAUUGGUUACCCUGGAGGCCUUGACAGCUUCAGUGAAAUACCUAGAUUUAACAUCGUAGUCAAAGAGGAGGAGGAAGAUUUAGAGGAGUGGAGUUUUAAUUAUACAGGAGAGAGUCCAAACCCCAGCUCUAGUGAUGAGGCAUCAGCAGAACGACGCCAGGAGAAUCGCCCAGCUAAGAAGACAUUUUACCGCUGCCCGGAGUGUGGGAAAGAGUUUCCUCACCCAUCUAAACUACAGAGACAUCUUAGAACGCACACAGGAGAGAAACCAUAUCCUUGCUCUGUGUGCGGGAAGAGAUUCAGUGAUACAGGGACCCUCAAAACACACGAGAGGUUGCACACAGGAGAGAAACCAUACAUCUGUCCAGAAAAGAACUGUUGGAAGAGGUUUGUCAGCCAAGGAGAGUUAAAACUGCACCAUCGGACACACACUGGAGAGAAACCUUGCCACUGCUCUGUGUGUGGGAAGAGUUUCUCACGUAUGUGGCACUUGAAGGUCCACAUGAUGACGCACGCCGGAGAGAAGCAGAGACUCAGCAUGAAAAAACCUUUCCCAUGCUCUGAGUGUGAGAGGGGCUGCAACUCUGCAGCAGAGCUCAAGAUGCACCAGAGGAUGCACACUGGGGAGAGACCUUACCAGUGUUCCACCUGCAAAAAGACCUUUGUUUUCCCAAGCUCUCUAACAAGACAUGAACAAUCCCAUAUAAGCGAAGCGAAUAGUACCGCCAAGCCGUACAGCUGUUCAGAAUGUGGGAAGGAAUUCACUCAGCCGUGGACCUUAAAGAUACACAUGCGCCAGCACACCGGAGAGAAACCGUACCACUGCUCUCAAUGCGAGAAGAGGUUCUCGUCAUCGUCACUCCUUAAGAGACACCAGAGGGUUCACACCGGAGAGAAACCAUUCCAGUGCUCCGACUGCGGGAAGAGUUUCUCCUCGUCAGCGAAUAGAACCAGUCACCGUCGUCGUAUCCAUGAAGGUAUACCGGGUGGGUCACAGCGGCAGGAGGCCACCUCUGUGGAUGGUACCAGUAAGGCUUAUGUUGACCAAAACAACCAGGUUGAACCCACAGUUGUAGAGGAGUCUGGUCUCAGUCUAGUACUAGAUGUCAAAGUAAAAGAAGAGGAGGAAGAUCCUGCUUUUGCAGAGAGACCUGACCAUUGCUCUGAGAGUGAGGAGAGUCCCUCUACAUUAGGAGGCCCUGACCAACACCAGGAGAACAACAAAGCUCUGGGCCCUCACAUCUGCUCAACGUGUGGAAAAGAACUAUCCAGCUCCUACAAACUAAUGCUACACCAGAGAACACACACAGGAGAGAAGCCUUACGAGUGUAUGGUGUGUGGGAAGGGCUUCUCCCAAGCCGCAAACCUCAAGACGCACCAGAAAGUGCACAGUGGAGAGAAGCCGUACCCCUGCUCUGACUGCGGGAGCAGGUUUACUCACAUGGGAGACUUGAAGAGACACCAGUUGUUGCACUCGGGUGAGAAACCUUAUAGCUGCCCCGAGUGCGGGAAGAGUUUUUCUCAGUUGGCACACCUAAAAUCUCACCAACAGACACACACAGGGGAGAAACCUUUCCUCUGCGCUCAUUGUGAAAAGACUUUCUCCACUGCGGCCAAGCUGAAGAACCACGAGAGAGUGCACACUGGCGAGAGACCUUACUGCUGCUCCUACUGCCCCAAGCGCUUUGCUCUAUCUGGGACACUGGUGAAGCAUGAACGACUCCACACUGGAGAAACGCCGUACCAAUGUGGAGAAUGCGGUAAGGGAUUUGCUCAACUGGUGUCCUUGAAAAUACAUGCCCAAUCACACACUGGAGUCAACUUCUACAAAUGUUUCCAUUGUGACCAGAGCUUCUCCACUUCAACCAAGCUGAAGGAACAUCAGAGAAUCCACACUGGGGAGAACCUGUACCAAUGCACCGAAUGUGGGAAGAGUUUCACUAUCGAGUCAAAACUGCUGAAACACCAGAGAGUUCACACUGGAGAGAAACCGUACCAGUGCUCCGGGUGUGGAAUGAGGUUCUCGCUCUCUGAGAACCUACUGAGACACCAGCGUAACUCUUCAGGGAUCUGUGGUGCUGUGAGCCUUAACCAGGCUACUGGGAGUGGGAUUCUACUUCUACAAGAUGCUGCUGUCUUCCCGAAUAUACUGGUCAAGGCUGGGCACAAACCCACAGAGUCUCUGCCUACUGACCAGGGCCAUAGUGAAGCCUCCACUCAAACUGCUGGGAUGACUGGUAACACUAAAGAGGAGCAGCAAACACUUGGACUGAAGAUUAAAACUGAAGAACUGGAGGAAGAGGAGGAGGAGGAAGAAGAGGAGGAAGAAGAAGAGGAGGAGGAAGUUGUUGGGCUGAUUAAUUCUGAUGGAGAAGAAAUGGACUGGGAUCCUUCUCUUCUUGGAUAUAAUCCCAGUCAGAGUUCUGACAUUGAAGAGAGUCCCUCUACAUCAGGAGAACCUGAACAUCACCAGGAGAAUCACACAGCUAAGAGCUCUCACUGCUGUUCAGUGUGUGGAAAAGACUGCCAAAAAUUAUCGGCGCUACAAAAACACAUGAGAAUUCACACAGGAGAGAAGCCUUACCACUGUACUUUGUGUGGAAACCAAUUCCGUGAGAAGGGACACCUGAAAGCACAUCUGAAAACUCACACUGGAGAGAAACCUUACCACUGCCCCACCUGUGGGAUGAAGUUCGCCCAUUUGGGAGCCAUGAAAAUACACCUGCUGACACACACUGGAGAGAAACCUUACCCCUGCUCUGUGUGUGGGAAGAGUUUUACCCAAUCAUCGCGUUUGAAGCAACAUUUCCGGACGCACACAGGAGAGAAACCUUAUUCCUGCUCUGUAUGCAGGAAGAGUUUUGCAAGACCAGCAGACCUUAAAGUCCACCACAGAGAUCACACAGGGGAGAAACCUUACAGCUGCACUGAAUGUGGCCAGAGCUUCACCAGUUCCCACAACCUAUGGAAACAUCAGAAGACCCAUCUACCACCUGGACUACCACAACCUGUUGAGUUUGACAACCACAACCAAACACCAGAGAUGAAUGCUGAAAACGAAGGACUGAAGGAGGAAGAUGAAGAGGAGGAAUUUAGUGUUCUGAUCAAUUCUGAUGGAGAAGAAGUUGGAUUGGACUUGGAUCCUCCUCGUCUCAAUCCUCCUCUGAGUUCUGAGGAAGAGGAGAGUCCGUCAACAUCAGGAGAAACUGAACAACACCAGGUGAACCACAAUACAGCUCUGAGGUACAGCUGCUCUGUGUGUGGGAAGCAGUUCAACCACAAAGGACAUCUGCGAAGACACGAGAGUGUACAUUCAGUUGAAAAACCUUAUGGUUGCUCAGACUGCGACAAGAUGUUCGGUUCCACCAUAGCUCUGAAUAGACACAAGAAGUUACACAGAGAAGAGAAACCUCACAUUUGCACAGUGUGUGGUAAAGGUUUUGUUCAACUGUCACGUUUGAAGGAACACUACCCGACGCACUCUGGAGAGAAACCACACUGCUGCUCUGUGUGUGGGAAGCGCUUCACUACUGCGUCGUACCUCAAAACGCACAGCAAAGUCCACCUGGGGGAGAGUCCUUAUACCUGUAACAUAUGUAGGAGAGAUUGCCAGAAGUUGUCCGCAUUCAAGUUACACAUGAGGAUCCACACAGGAGAGAAGCCCUUCAGUUGCGCUGUGUGCGAGAAGCAGUUCACUCAGAAAAGACAUCUGCAAGACCACCAGAAAGUACACACUGGAGAGAAACCGUACCCCUGCCCCCACUGUGACAAGCGGUUCAGCUUCUCCUCCGCCUUGAAAAGACACCAGCAGUUACACACAGGAGAAAAACCCCACUGCUGCUUUGUGUGUGGGAAUAGUUUCUCUCAAGCAGGGCGCCUGAAAGAACACCUACAGACGCACUCGGGAGAGAGACCUUUCUCCUGCUCUGUCUGCGAGAAAACCUUCAGAAAAGCUUCUGAACUCACGAUACACAACAGAUCGCAUACAGGAGAGAGACCGUACAGCUGUGCUGAAUGUGGUAAGACAUUCACCAGUUCUAUGAAGCUGGGACGACACAAGAAGAUCCAUCAGAACACAAAAACUGAAGAGGUUCUGACUAAAGAUGUGAAGAGUAUUCCAUGAGUAUUGAUGAUGAUGAAGAAGUGGAGGCUGCCUCCGCAGUUAGUGGAUGCUAGUAGGGUGAAGAGGAGAAGGAGCCUCUACAGUCAGUGGAUGCUAGUAGGGUGAAGAGGAGGAGCCUCCGCAGUUAGUGGAUGCUAGUAGGGUGAAGAGGAGAAGGAGCCUCAACAGUCAAUGAAUGCUAGUAGGGUGAAGAGGAGGAGCCUCUACAGUUAGUGGAUGCUAGUAGGGUGAAGAGGAGGAGCCUCUACAGUCAGUGGAUGCUAGUAGGGUGAAGAGGAGAAGGAGGAGCCUCUACAGUCAGUGGAUUCUAGUAGGGUGAAGAGGAAGAGGAGGAGCCUCUACAGUCAGUGGAUUCUAGUAGGGUGAAGAGGAAGAGGAGGAGCCUCUACAGUUAGUGGAUGCUAGUAGGGUGAAGAGGAGGAGGAGGAGCCUCUACAGUCAGUGGAUUCUAGUAGGGUGAAGAGGAAGAGGAGGAGCCUCUACAGUUAGUGGAUGCUAGUAGGGUGGAUAAUCGUGAUGAUUGAAAGAGUGCCGCUUGAUGACCGUUGGUCUCCUAACGAGGUGCCGGUUUAGACUGAGAAUGAUGAACAAUGAUGACCUCAUAACGUAAAAAAUAUAUAUAUAUAUCUGCACACUGAUGCAUGUUUCCAAGAAUUGUAUUAUUUUUAUUUUAAGUGAGCAAUGUUUUUUGUGAAAGGUUAAUGGUUUCAAGAUUAAGACAAUUUGUAUCAAAUACAUUUAAACUGUAAAAAAGAAAAGAAGCAUGAAAAGGUGCAUAAAGACAGAACAGUAUAAAGCAGAUCAACAACAUACUAUCACACAUCAGUCAAUCCAACGUGAGAAAUGACAUGAGCCAACAAGCCCCGGUGGUAUCUAUCAAUGUUUUAAUUAAGUGAUCAUUCUUCUUUCUAUUUUAUUAUGGUUCAUUUCAUGUGAUUAAUAUGCUAAUUAUGCAACAAUCCAAAUAUUAGGUUUGUAGUCCAUAGAGUAGCUCUUCUUCCCUGUUCUUAACACUUUACAAUAACUUGUCUUUUAAUAUCAAUGUUCAUAAUCUUAGCAAAUGAUGUUAGUUGUUUGAGAAAUGUAGGAUAUUGCUGAAAGAAGCGUGUGUGUGUGUGUGUGUGUGUGUGGACAAUCAUUUCAGAAUGAGGUGUUUGUGGAAUAUUGAUAUGGAUGUGAUGUCAUAAUCAUGUUACGUGAUGUCAUAAUCAUGUUACGUGAACAAUGGAAAUAAAAGUAUAGAUGGUGAA